UGUAGUAGUUUAUACACGAAGUGUAGGUGGAUAUCCUGUAGACCCGAAGAAUGUUAAUUUAAUUAUUAAUGUUCCGAUAAGUGAAAAUAAAUUGGAUAAAAAUAUAAUAAAAAAAGAAGGUCUUUCAGAAGCUUUUAAUGAAUUUCAAAGUUAUAAUAUAAAAUUUUAUAUAGGAAUUUAUGAAGAAAUAAUUUCAAACAAACAAGUCAAAAUUGGAGAGGAAAUGGUUGGAGUUUAUGACUGGUUAAGCAAACAAAAAUAUUCUUUUGGGAUUGCUGAAUUUAAUUUUAAUGUUGGCCCUUUUGCUGUUUUUGAGGCUUUAGGAAUUGAAAAUACUUUUAAUGUUUUUGCUACGCCAUUUUUUCCAGGAUAUCUUCAAUAUCUUGGAAUUGAUGUUACUUUAUACAAUAUUCCAGGUAUUUUAUUGGUGACAAAUGGGAUGAAGAUCAGACUGAUCGAGCUCAUUUGUAUUAGGUUCAAUGAAGCGAUAUUGACAAUUAGUUAG
Molecule: messenger RNA, 505 nt
Organism: Meloidogyne enterolobii
Lineage: Eukaryota; Metazoa; Nematoda; Chromadorea; Rhabditida; Meloidogynidae
Source: the annotation of a GenBank genome assembly